Molecule: messenger RNA, 7931 nt
Organism: Gambusia affinis (western mosquitofish)
Lineage: Eukaryota; Metazoa; Chordata; Actinopteri; Cyprinodontiformes; Poeciliidae
Gene: cdk14
Product: cyclin-dependent kinase 14
Exons: 15
Coding region: 345-1757 (470 amino acids)
Biological process (GO): protein phosphorylation
Cellular component (GO): cytosol; cytoplasm; nucleus
Molecular function (GO): cyclin binding; ATP binding; cyclin-dependent protein serine/threonine kinase activity
Source: RefSeq, a predicted model, not a curated record
CUAGAUUGCGGCGAAGCUGGCAGCGACUGGGACACAGAGAGAGGGGAAAGAAGUGAAAUCUGGAGAGGAGGCUUUUCCAGGAGCUCAACCCAGAACAAGCGCUUCGGAGCCUCCAGACUCUGGAGACUUUUUUCUUUGUCUCUCUUUCUCCUUCUUCUUAGAAAUGUAGUUGUAUAUUUGAAAAAAGAAAAGCCCAGCCUCACUAGUUGAUGAGAGAGGUUCUGAGCCGCUAAGGCUCCGUUUUGCAGAGCUCCGCAGCGCGCCGCAGCUGCUUUUGCACAGUCGAACAUCAGCAACUGUUUCCCCGCUCCAAACCGCAGCCGCCCCGCUGCCUUGGUCCCGAAAUGUGCGACCUGAUGCCGGCCUCCCAGCCCGCUGAGAAGAUAGGCAAGAUGAAAAAGUUGAGGAGAACUUUGUCGGAGAGUUUCAGAAGUAUCGCUUUCAAGAAGGAAGACAGUGGCUUUGAUGAGAUAUGUGUCACAAAGAUGUCCACACGCGGCUGCCAGGGAACGGACUCGGUCAUCAAGCCCCUGGACACCAUCCCUGAGGACAAGAAGGUGAGAGUUCAGCGCACGCAGAGCGGCUUCGACCCGUUUGAGAAGCCUGCCAGCCAGGUGAAGAGGGUCCACUCGGAAAACAAUGCCUGCAUUACUGCCAAGAGCUCGUGUACUGGGAAAGAGUCGCCCAAACUGCGCAGGCACUCCAGCCCAAGUUCUCCCACAAGCCCCAAGUUUGGAAAGGCAGACUCAUAUGAGAAGCUGGAGAAGCUGGGAGAAGGCUCAUAUGCAACAGUUUACAAGGGAAAGAGCAAGGUGAACGGGAAGCUGGUGGCUCUGAAAGUGAUCCGUCUGCAGGAGGAGGAAGGAACACCCUUCACAGCCAUAAGGGAGGCAUCUCUUCUGAAAGGACUGAAGCAUGCCAACAUCGUGCUCCUCCAUGACAUCAUCCACACCAAGGAAACCCUGACUCUGGUGUUUGAGUAUGUGCACACAGACCUGUGUCAGUACAUGGACAAACACCCAGGCGGUCUCCACCCAGACAACGUGAAGCUCUUCUUGUUCCAGUUGUUGAGAGGCCUGUCCUACAUUCACCAGAGCUACAUCCUCCACCGUGACCUGAAACCACAGAACCUGCUCAUCAGCGACACUGGAGAGCUAAAACUCGCCGACUUUGGCCUUGCCAGGGCCAAGUCAGUCCCUAGUCACACCUACUCCAAUGAGGUGGUGACCCUGUGGUACCGGCCUCCAGAUGUCCUGCUGGGAUCCACCGAUUACUCCACCUGCUUGGACAUGUGGGGAGUGGGCUGCAUUUUCAUCGAGAUGAUUCAGGGAGUGGCUGCCUUUCCUGGAAUGAAGGACAUCCAGGACCAGCUGGAGAGGAUAUUCCUGGUUCUUGGAACUCCGUCUGAGGAAACAUGGCCUGGCGUUAACUCCCUGCCUCACUUUAAAACAGAACGCUUUACAGUGUACAGCGCCAAGAAGCUUCGACAAGCGUGGAAUAAGUUGGGCUACGUGGACCACGCUGAGGAGUUGGCCUCCAGGUUCCUCCAGUGCUUCCCAAAGAACCGGCUGUCAGCACAGGCGGCCCUCAACCAUGAAUACUUCAGCAACCUUCCUCCACGGCUCUGGGAGCUGCAGGACAUGUCUUCUAUCUUCACUGUACCAAAUGUCAAGCUGCAGGUAGAGAGCGGGGACAGCAUACAGGUGUGCACACGGAAAAACAGCCACGGGAAGGCGUCGUCUGGCAGCAAGCACUGACCUGCGCCAGCAUCCUGCACAUGACUGCCUGACAGGUGGCUGCUGUGAAAAAAGAAAAGGUGAAGAUAAAGAUGGUGACAUCGAGAAGGCCCCCAGCUCUCUCUUUAUUUAUUACCUUCACAAAAUGGAUGUGUGAGUGUGUGUGUGUGCGUGUGUGUGUGUGUGAUGUAUGCAUGCAUCAGAAGGUGAGUGAAAAGGUGCAUUUUGAAUGGUACCUAAGAUUUCAGACUAUUAUUUGCAAGUUUUGUUUACUUUUUAUAAAGUUCCAAUAACUCAUGUAUCAUUGUCACAGUAGAAACAAAAGAACUUUACUAUCGCUACAUAUUGUGUUUUGUGUUUGUAACUAGCCUCCUAUUUAAGAAUGUAUAUUUGUAUGUAUGAUGUAAUCAUCUAGAAACUAUAUAAAGGACAGUUUUAUUAUUAUUGCUUGUUACCACUGUACGACUCUCACCAGGGAAGCUCUCCCUAUAGACACACACAUUCAGGAGGCUCAGUCCAAUCACGCUGAAGACCACAGGAAGUCCUUAGGAUUCUGAUUCAUUUCUGUCCAGUUCAACUCUGAUUUACCGAUUUUUAGAGGGGGAAAAAAAACUAUAAAUGGGAUAAUGAUGAUGAUGAUAAUAAUGAUGAUGAUGAUGACAGCUUUAAAGUGAUGCAACUUGUCCCCUGGCAGCCAUGUUGGAGGUCCUUCAUUCUUCAUAUUUCAGAUCGAGACCAGUCUCUGUAAAAUAUACUUAUUUCCUUGUGACGUUAUGAAUCAUUUUUGUCUUUGUGGUUAAUAUUUUUGAAAGAAAAGUUCUUUUUUGAAGGUUGCUGGGAGUUAGAGAGAAAGUAGCAGCUGUAAAAAUGGCAAUUAUCCUAAAACAUUUAGCUUCACAGUUUUUUUUUUUUGUUUUCUGCUCUACAUCAUGCAUGUCAAUAUCAAAUGUAAAAAGACCUGGCUAGUUUCUUUAAGGAAGCUGAUAAAGCUGCCCAACUCUUCCAAAUAAAAUAACAUAAAAAACACUUGGUCUCAUGUACAAAGAGUUGCACGGAUUUCCUGCUGAACCAAAAACACAAAAACACAGGACCCCGGUAUUUGCAGGGUUUAGGGACCAAACCCGCUCACAAAUAGAUGAAAUCCGCAAACAAUAGAGAGUCUUUCUCUGAAAAGCUUUAUAGCUCCUUAUUUUAUCAUUCAAACACCAAAUAUAUCUUAACGUGCAUUUAUACACACAGUGGAAGCCAUCUUAGUUCUAACGCAGAAGCUAUCAACAACAAUCUUACUUAUCUUUACUCUUUGGGAUAAUCGGAAAAAUAAAUGGCGCUCCUGGAUUGGCCGGUUUACAAAUGCUAGUCAAUAGUGUGUCAGGUAGCAUUGAACCAAGUUAUUUUAAUUUCCUAAUCUGUUUUUUUAUUUAUUUUCUUAUAUAAUCUCUAUGAAAAAAUAUGUGAAUACUUCCAAAGAAAAAUCCAGAAUUUAGCGAAUACACAAACGCAAAUAGCUGGGAGUCCACUGUAGUUAAAUAUUUACCCUGCAGGGGAAAUUCUUCUCUCUGAAUUAUCAAAAACCAUUUCUUUAUUGAAAAAAAGGGUACUUGGAAAUUUUCCUUAAUAAGGUAGAUGCACAAAAAAGCACAGAUUUCACAAGUAAUGAUGGUAAUGAGUCACAGGUUGAUUUGCAAAACCUGUUAAUAUUGAAUACCUGUUACAGUAACAGGAUCACACACUGUUAUUGUAAAUGAAGGCAGCAGUAUGCGGAGGGAAAGGUUGAAGCUGACAACUGCUGUAAACACAAGAGAUGUAGAGAUGUGAAAUAAGUUAAGAAUUAGGUUGGAUAAAUGUCUCUGCUAAAGCUUAAAUAUGAUGUUUAUUUUAAAAAUAGUCAUUCUAUCCUCACUCUGUCUCUCUGAUAGGUUAAACUGAUGGCAUCAUUUAGAUUUCUAUGUUUGUACUGUAGACUGAAGGAAGCUCAGAGGAAUCCAUGUCAGGAGUCCAAAGGGGGCAGCCUGAUGAUGGGGAGCCAGAAAACAGCCUUGUCAUGCGAAAGGACAGGAUACCUCCAUUUUGGGACACAUGCUGUUAAGUUUCUCGGAACCAGCUGUGGUUUUGGCUGUGGUUCUGUCAGCCUUGUCUCUGUCAAAUGGAAGAGACAAUCAGCAGCUUCCUCUCUGAGCAGAUAGCAAGCAGGUUGUUGGAUGUUUGGCUUUUCCCUCUCCUUUCAGAUGUACAAGCAACUCUAAAAUCUUUCUACAAGAUUCAAGAUUUAAGUAAAAUUGGCCUGAACUACUCUUAGAAGAAAAACAGGUUGUCCUUUUGACAUGCAUUUAAAUUUGAGUGUUUUCAGCUUUUAAUCCCAACAAUUUAAAAGUUAUUGCUUUUUGACAAUGUCAGGAGGACAACCUAUGAAAUUAAAAGAUGAUUUAAUUUAAUGUCACCCGAGGGUGUUUUUUUAAACAGUUUAUAGUCGUUUUUACAUCUGUACAUAUAUAAUAAUGCUUCAGGUCAGUUUUUUGUGAAUUCUUAGGAUGUUCUGAUGUCGCAGUUUAAUCUUUAAAAAAAUGAAGUAAUCAGUCAAAUCGUUGAUAAUGCAAUGAAUACAAAAUGCUUGGUGCCCAGAGGCUUAAUGAGCAUAAUAUUAAAGUAAUAACCUGAAAUGUCCCAAUAUUAUAUUCACACUGUGAUGUAUGCGAUAGCCUUAAUAAUAAUAAUAAUAAUAAUAAUAAUAAUAAUAAUAAUAAUAAUAAUAAUAAUAAUAAUAAUAAUAAUAAUAAUAAAGCCAGUGGAGUUCAAGGUACUUUCUACAGCAUGCUUUCUUACCAACAGCCUAUCAUCUGUAGAAACUCUCACGGCAGCCAUGACGUUUCCACUGUCCUGCUCAAAUAUCGAUGCUUCUCUAUUUAAUUUAUGGACAAUCAUCUGCACCCUUUGAACAUGAGGCUCCUGCAGUCUAAUAUUUCUAAAUGGGACUCUAUCAUUGUAUUGUUGGGUUGGGUAGCGUCAGUGGACCUCCAUGAUGGAACCAGAUCUUGUUGUUGCAACCUGAAAGCUUCUCCUGAACAAUCUGUGUUGAACAUAUUGAUGAUGAAGGGACAGCAUAAAGUGUUUUUAGACGCAAUACUCCAAUGGACCACAACGGCUGUGGUGGAAACAUACGUUUGAGCGUAACAAACAUGGGCAAUAUAAGUGUCAGUGCUUCCAUCUGAGAAUAUGAGCUAAUGUACAUAAAGACCAACCAGCAAGGCAAUAGGCUGAAAAGCCUCACUGUAUGUUUUAAUCCAGUUCAAAUUCAUCUUCCCAGUUUUCUGACAUGCCAAAAAAUUUGAUCGAUCGAUGUUGAUACCUACAUCAGUUUGUUCCUGAGUCACGAGUUGUGACUACACCAGAGUUUUCUUUGACAAAGUAAAUGUGUGAAGGAUGGGUUUAUGUGCAGCCUGUGCUGCGAAGGUUGUGCAUAACUUUGACUCGUCCCUAGACCACCAACAUACUCUCUCCUGAGGCUGUUCCCUCAGAUGUCUUCUCCCCAAACUUUGCAUAUUUUCCUGGAUGUUUUGGAACUUUCUACUGAACAAAGCUCAGCUAUAUAAAGUAACAUCAUUUGCAAAAAUGUUUAAAAUUAGUUUUUCUAUUGCUAAGAUUUCUUGGUUUUUUGGGUUUUUUUUCUUUUUGUAUAAAGAUAUUUGAAUAUUACAGAGUAGUUGUUUGGUGAUAAUUGUGAGGUACUAUCAAACUAAUGGCUUCCUUUUUAUUAGUCCAUUUCAGAACAAGUGAGACAAUAAUAACGGCCCUGCACUGUUGAACAGCCAAGAACAUGAGGCUGCAAAUAAAGCCACGGACAAAUGGAUACUGUAGAUAUUAUUCCUAUUCCUAACACACACAAUAAUAUGCCCACACUCAAGUUUGCAUUUCAACCCAUAUUAUGACUUUGUAUUGACUUCCAUUCAUUUAAGUAACUGCAUAUAAGCCUAACCCAGACAUUUUCCCAAACCAAAACCGAAUUCACGUCACACCUCUAACCCCUAACCCUAAACAACGAGGCCCUCCGUAUUAGGACUGGGCUUUGGUCCCCAUGAGGCCCGUUGGUCUUCAAAAGGUUAGUAAAUAUGCUGGAAAUGGUCCUAAAUACGAUAGCUAAACAAGUAUACACAUACACAAUUCCAGGUGUGUACAGUAGAAACUGCUCUGCAGAGUCUGCAGCUCCAGCUACAGUAUGGUUUAUUUUCAACGCCACUGUUCAGCUAAAACUUUUUUCUCUUUUUCUAAAAGGUUACUUAAUGCAACUGUUGCAGUAAAACGUUCUCUCCAUCCAAACCACUAUUGUAUUUUUAAGAAUGAUAUCCCAAAGGUAGCUAAUGACAUGCUUUGGUAUAAAACCAAAUGUCACACUCUCCGUCCUUCCUGAGUGAUGGGAGGGUGCAGCAUGAGAUGGAUAAACUAACCAAGAGUCCGUAAUGAUGCAGAAGAGCCUUAUUUUUUGGUCUUUCUGCUGUAAUCAGGUUGAGGUCUCAGACUAAAAUGUCUGACAAACCCUCCCUUCUGGCUCUACCUUAGUGGAAACAGUAAGUAGGUGGUAGUAUCAGUAUAGUGAAGUACAGUCUGUUUGAUAAUUGGUACGUAGCAUUCAAAAUAAAUACCAUAGAAAUUUACCUAUAUCCCUACUAGCAUCUGUACCCUUGUAUGGCAAUAAUACAGUCCACGAAUUCAUAAUAGCAACAACCAAAAAAAUAAUCAUUUAGAAAAUUUUGUCCAAACCUAUGGUACAGAUACACUUACAGUAACAACAUGUUUGUUUGUUUGUUUCUAACUUCAACUAGAGGAUUUUUAGAAAUAGAAGUUAAGUCAAAUUUAUCACAGAUAUGAAAAAAAUGUUGCAUAUUGAGGGUUUUUCAGACCCACUCAAUAUUGAUUUAGUAACAAGCUGGUAAACAGAGAAUAAAUAGGGAAACCAGAACCUUUUCACCUUUUUACACCAGAAAUAAAAACCCAAUCAAGUCAUUUUCCACUUAAUAACUUUACCUGUUUUUCUUCUUUUAGUUGGACAUUUGUAGCGCUGAACUGGAGCCGUUGGGAAUAAAUUGUUGGACUGAGACUGUUGCUUGCAAGGUUGAUUACAGCGACUGCUGUUUCUCCUGUGAAUGACAUCCAAGUACUGCGUACAGGUGGGAAUAUCCAACCACUAACAGGGAAGCUAUGGAGUUAUGAGGCACUUAGACAUUUUAUUGUGAAUCCGUUCCAAUCCAGCUUUUCCAACCACAGAGUCGAACCUCUGAGGUUUAAAAAAGAUUUUAAAAGAGAUGAUGGGCUUAACUUACCCAGCAGCAUUUUAAAAAAUGCACUUUAAGUAAAAAUUGCCUGUAUGGUCACUUUACUCUCUGGCUUUCCCUAAACGAUAAACGCAUAAAUAUUCAUGCCCUCUCGCUCGGCUGGAUGCAGAGCAUGCCGGCUUCCUCACAAAUGUAAAUCUCAUCCCUGGAUGUGAACUCUUACAUGGACAGAGGGGAGCUGGUAGAACUGCUCUACUUGAAGUUAUCUUUCAGCUUUUCAGUGUCACCCGCAGGCUGUGAUUGUGCAGCAGGAAAAAGGGGAGGAGAGGCGGUGGGUAAUGCCACUAAAGCAGCGUGACAGAAGAGGGUUAAUACCAUCGAGCUGCGCUAGGAUUGCCCAGCCUCGAGUGGCUUUAGGGAUUGCAGGCAAUAUUAGCCAAGAAUAAUUAUUUUUGCUAUGUUGCUCCCUGUGUGAGCACUCUCUGUGUGCCGCGCGUUGCUUCGUAACACCCCCCAACUGUUUCCCGGAGCUUCUGCAGCCUGCAGUUUGCUGUAAAACUUUUCAAGUCCCACGUGGGCAGAGUUGAAACUCUGUUCAAACAGGAAUGUUCUUCAUACAUUUUGUAGAAGGUCCAGUGAAAGGGGUGGUAUUGCAUAUUUAACACUGUGACUGCAAAAUGGAAUAUCACCGGAAACGUCAAAGGUGGAAGCUUAGUGUAUGGUGGUAAACAGGGUUGGAAGAGUCUCCUUAGCGCUAAUAAAAAGUCAUGUAUGAUAACGCAUAUUUCUAUAAAUAUAUAUAUAUAAAAGGCCUCUAUUUUUGGCAUUUAUCAUGUGGACUUAAGUGGUUUGACUAUAAUAAACAUGUAGGUUGGCUCUGACAUGCAUCCUGGCUGUGCUCAUCAAUAAAUCUGUGUUUGCAAGAUUUUAA